Messenger RNA from Centruroides sculpturatus (bark scorpion), 565 nucleotides. RefSeq names its product G2/mitotic-specific cyclin-B3-like. The record is from RefSeq and is a predicted model, not a curated record. Lineage: Eukaryota; Metazoa; Arthropoda; Arachnida; Scorpiones; Buthidae. The transcript is spliced from 3 exons. The annotation marks the transcript as partial. Gene Ontology annotation, biological process: regulation of cyclin-dependent protein serine/threonine kinase activity; mitotic cell cycle phase transition. Gene Ontology annotation, cellular component: centrosome; nucleus; cytoplasm. Gene Ontology annotation, molecular function: cyclin-dependent protein serine/threonine kinase regulator activity.
AAUUUCAAUAGAAGAACAGAGCUUUCAUGUGAAAAAUAAAGAUGAAUUAUUAUGUAAAGUGCCAGAGAAUGUGGAUGAUUUUGAUAGAGAGAGCAUUCAUGAUCCAUUUUGUGAACCACUUUAUGCCUAUGACAUUUUCAAAUACUAUAAAGAAAGAGAGUCUGAAUUUAAAUUGAAAAAAUAUAUGGAAUGCCAACCAGAUUUAUCAAAAUCUAUGAGAGCCAUAUUAAUAGAUUGGAUGGUUGAAGUACAAGAAAACUUUGAAUUAUAUCAUGAAACACUCUAUCUUGCCAUCAAAUUAGUAGAUCAUUAUUUAAUGAGAAAGACUGUGCCAAAAUUUUUGUUGCAGUUAGUUGGUUCAACAGCUCUUUUUAUUGCUUGUAAAUACGAUGAGCAGCGUCCGCCACUGAUUGAUGAUUUUCUCUACAUCUGUGAUGAUGCUUACAGUCGUAAAGAGCUUAUUGCAAUGGAAAGAAACAUUUUGAAAGAAUUAGACUUUAAUCUUGGCAUUCCAUUAUCUUAUAGAUUUUUACGUCGUUAUGCAAGAGUGAGUAUUAAUCUCUAA